UGAUGCUCAGUUCAGUGCGCACACCGGCCAGGACUGAGUGAGCCCGCUGGAAACACAAAGACCUCCUUAAAGUCCUGGAUAUACAGCUUUUAUUCAGAGCUUUACUGGAUAGUGUGCAGUUGGAGGACCGGGAGCCUCUGAUCAUGAUAUGAUCUGUGCUCAUUUGUUGAAUUUACUCUAGAAAGUUAUUUGCAAGAAGAACACCGGCUGGCUGCGCUCGAGAAGACCACCCACAUCUCCAGUGUAAAUCUGGUCAGAACCUCUGCAUUUCCACAUCCCGGUGACCGCUGCCUAUCAGAUCAUGCUCUUCAUCUAAACGCCUUAUUUAGGCUGUUUCUCGUCUGCGUUCACUGUUCUGCUACCUCCUCUGUUCAGACACACCAUGCAUGCACUUCUGCUCUCUGCACUUCUUCUACUUCGUGUCCGCUACGUGUCCGCGGAGCCUAAGCCCAAGUGUCCCGCGCGCUGUGAUGUGAGCCUGUGUCCGAGCCCGAGCUGUCCGGCCGGUUACGUGCCUGACCGCUGCGGCUGCUGCCUGGUGUGCGCCCGGGCGGAGGGAGAGCCGUGCGGCCGCAAGGAGCCGCUGCUGCCCUGCGGAGACGGACUGGAGUGCAGACACCCGGCCGGCAAGCGCCUGGCCAAGGGCGUGUGUGAGUGCAAAUACAGCGGCGAAGUGUGCGGCAGCGACGGCCACACGUACAGCAACGUGUGCCAGCUAAAGGCCGCCAGCAGGAGGGCGCUGCAGCAGGGACUGCCCAGCAUCACCAACGAGCACAAGGGGCCGUGCGAAAGCAGCCAAGGUCUGACACACCCCAACAGCCCGAGGUACAAAUUCAACUUCAUUGCUGAUGUGGUGGAGAAAAUCGCUCCAGCUGUGGUCCAUGUCGAGCUCUUCCUAAGCCACCCCCUGUUUGGCCGGACAGUACCCCUGUCCAGCGGGUCAGGGUUUGUGAUAUCGGAGACUGGGCUGAUUGUGACGAAUGCCCACGUGGUGUCCAGCACCACGCCUGUUUCGGGUCGCCAGCAGCUCAAAGUGCAGAUGCAUGAUGGGGAUGUGUAUGAGGCUACCAUCAAAGACAUCGACAAGAAGUCUGACAUCGCCACAAUCAAAAUCAACCCACAGAAAAAACUGCCAGUUUUGUUGCUGGGUCACUCUGCAGACUUGCGGCCUGGAGAGUUUGUGGUCGCCAUUGGGAGCCCAUUUGCACUGCAGAACACAGUGACCACAGGCAUCGUGAGUACAGCACAAAGGGACGGGAAGGAGCUGGGCAUCAAGGACUCUGACAUGGAUUACAUCCAGACUGAUGCAAUCAUCAAUUAUGGGAAUUCAGGUGGCCCUCUUGUCAAUCUGGAUGGAGAGGUGAUUGGAAUCAACACUCUAAAGGUGGCAGCUGGGAUCUCCUUUGCCAUUCCUUCAGACAGAAUAACACGCUUCCUUAAUGACUCAAUGGGCAAGCAAAGCAAAGAAGUAAAAUUAGUGAAGAAACGUUUCAUUGGAAUUCGUAUGCUCACAAUUACUGAAGCACUUGUAGAAGAGCUGAAGCAGCAGAGCCCAGACUUCCCUGAUGUCAGUAGUGGGAUUUAUGUCCAUGAGGUGGUUCCUCAUUCUCCUGCUCAGAAAGGGGGUAUAAAGGAUGGAGACAUCAUCGUGAAGCUGAAUGGCCAGCCAUUAAUGAGCACCAGUGACCUGAAGGAUGCAUUAACAGAGGACACUGCCCUGCUGCUGGAGGUUCGCCGUGGCAACGAUGACCUGCUCUUCAACAUUGAGCCUGACGUCAUCAUGCAAUGACGGCAUCAAGCUGCUUAGCGUUUAGUCUGCUGUCAGAAUGCAGGGCCAACCAGGGGGGCAUGGAAUAAGAACUGGCGAACACGAUAAUGGCCAAAGCUUUACAGGGACAGAGUUUGAUUUCCAUCAAAUUACCAUGUAACACUAUGGAUCCUGCCAGAGGAGCUGAGGAAUUCUCCUGCUAUCUUUUGUUGCCAGUUUCAUGAUAGAUCUGCAUCACAGGUCUUAAAUGACAGUCAUGUAUGUCACAAAGUACUGCCCAUCUAUGGAUGGAGAGUCUUGUAUCAUAUAGUUCAUGGUGAAUAUGGGAAGAUACAGUACUGUAUUGAUUUUAAAUGACAAUGCUGGUGAUGUUGAAAAGCAGCUAGAUUUUGUGCCUAAAUACAUAACAUAGGUCACUGUGAGCACAUUUAGGUGGUCAGUAU
Colossoma macropomum (tambaqui) is the source of this 2211-nucleotide messenger RNA. It is a transcript of the gene htra3b, whose product is annotated as HtrA serine peptidase 3b. The transcript has 9 exons. NCBI's taxonomy places the organism in Eukaryota, Metazoa, Chordata, Actinopteri, Characiformes, Serrasalmidae. Gene Ontology annotation, biological process: proteolysis. Gene Ontology annotation, cellular component: extracellular region. The coding region runs from base 383 to 1789 and encodes 468 amino acids. Gene Ontology annotation, molecular function: serine-type endopeptidase activity; protein binding. The record is from RefSeq and is a predicted model, not a curated record.